Molecule: messenger RNA, 1480 nt
Organism: Kickxella alabastrina
Lineage: Eukaryota; Fungi; Kickxellomycota; Kickxellomycetes; Kickxellales; Kickxellaceae
Product: mitochondrial pyrimidine nucleotide transporter
Exons: 1
Coding region: 397-1422 (341 amino acids)
Biological process (GO): pyrimidine nucleotide import into mitochondrion
Cellular component (GO): mitochondrion
Molecular function (GO): pyrimidine nucleotide transmembrane transporter activity
Source: RefSeq, a predicted model, not a curated record
UUUUUUUGCUGCUGACCAAAUAUUUUCAAAUUUUGGCUGAUCCAGAUCACUUUUAUUUUUCUUUCCUGCUUCUUAAUUUGCAGCCCAACUUAGCAUGACCAUCGAGAUGAGGGUUUUCAUCAUGAUUCUUGCUUCAAGUACUGUCUUAAUGACCUUGUUCAACCGCAUUAAUUCAAAAGAGGGUGAGUGGAAGGAAUAAACAAGAAGCCAUACUGCCUGCUUCUUUUCUCCUCUUGUGAUUUAGUUUUCUCUUUCGUUUUAGUAUACCUUCUGUACUACACUUAUAUUUUUGGUAUCUGCACCCUAUUAUACGUACUUUAAACACAAUCUAUAUUCGAGGGCUCUCGGUUUGACAGACAUACUGACAGGCAGAUAGAUAUAGAGACAGACAGUUGGAUGGCGUCAACAGCAGCAGCAGCAAAGGCGCCGACAGACGUCCAAAAACCCCGCAAAAAGCACGUCCCAGCGGCUGUUGAGAGGCAUGUCGAGCCCUGGCUGCACUUUGUUGCUGGAGGACUCGGUGGCAUGGUAGGCGCUAUUGCCACCUCUCCACUCGACGUACUGCGCACUCGACAGCAGCUCUACGGAAUCAGCACAGCACAAAAACUCACAGGACGGCCGAAAAACAUUGCACUCCGCGCCGUAUACCCCUUUGUAACAACAGCGCGAUAUCUGAAGGAUUUGUGCGUAAAGGAGGGCGUGCGGGGAUGGUUCGCCGGGCUUGGACCGUCCCUGGUGGGGAUUAUCCCGGCUAGAGCAAUACAGUUUUUCACAUAUGGUAAUGGAAAGCGGUUCCUGGCCCAGCAUAAUGGCGGUAAAGAGACACCGUUGAUUCAAUUGUCGGCAGCCGCAAUUGCCUCUAUGGUCACAACCACGGCCACCAGCCCCAUAUGGAUGGUCAAGACACGGAUACAACUUCUUCCGAACAAAUACGAGAGCAGCCUGGCAUGCUUCCGCUCCAUUGUACAAAAGGAGGGUCUGCGCGGGCUGUACAAGGGCACUAGCGCCGCGUAUCUGGGUGCCUCGGAGAGCGCGAUCCAGUGGAUGAUAUACGAGCAGCUCAAGCGUGCGAUGAGCAAACGACAGGGCGCUGGCGGAGAUAGCAGCGACGGCAAGACCAUGCACGACUGGUUUGAGUACUUUGGCUCUGCAGCGUUGGCCAAACUGCUGGCAUCGAUGGUUUCGUAUCCGCACGAGGUACUAAGAACUAGAUUGCGGCAGCCACCGGACGAUAAGGGCGUGGUCAAGUAUCGUGGGCUGGUUAAUUCGGCCAAAAUCAUUCUCGCCGAAGAGGGCACCCGCGGAUUCUACGGCGGCCUAACACCGCACCUCUUGCGCACAGUGCCUAAUGCAUCAAUUAUGUUUUUGUCGUAUGAGCUUGUGCUGUAUUAUUUUGGCACUCCCCAGACAAAGAAUCACUAAAUACACUUACACAUUUGUGUAUCUUUGUUAACUUGUUAACUUGCUUAUUUAAAUGUUU